UCGUUUAUGAAAGGAAUGGCGGUUUUCUUGAGUAGCAGUGUAAAAUUGAGAAUAUAUUUUCUGAUUAUUCUUCUAACUUCAGGGUCUUCAAGCGCUGAAGAAACAAUUGAAUUGAAACGAAAUGAUCCUAAUACUACUGUUUGGCUCACUUCAAACAAUCAUUAUUUAAAAGACAAUCAUUUGGAGUUUCAAAUAUUCUGUUAUAAGAGCAUACCCAAAACUGUUCUGCAAAUUUGGAGGAGUGUUGAUCUAAUUUUGGAAACUGCACCACUUUCAUAUGAAAUUUUCCCUGGUGUUAAUGAAUCUGAUGUCCAUCAAAAAUUUAUUUCAAAAUCUAUUUGGCAUCCUUCAUCGUGGAUUUCUGGGCAAAAAACUACAGUUAAUUUUCCAGCCUUCGCACAGUAUUGCGUUGGUAUUGCUUCUCCUGACAAUUAUGCAAUUUACUUCAAAGUCAGAACGGCUAAUUAUUGGAAGCUUUUACAGACUUUACUUGGAAUAUUACUUUUUAUAAGUGCUCCAUCUUUAAGUCGAAAUUCUUUCUUUCAUUAUACAUCAGCUGUAUCUCUUGGAGUCUUAGGAUCACUUCUUGUUCUAAUUUAUAUCUUUAGUAGGUUCAUUCCAAAGAAAUCCACUUCCUAUGCCAUCUUGGUCUUUGGAUAUUCCUUCAUUCUGUACAUUCUUCAAUUGCUAUAUAAAGAUCUGAAUGAAAUAGUUGCUAAAUAUAUGGAUUUGCUCUUGGCAUAUUGUCUUGUUGCUGCUUUCAUCAGUUUUAUUGUAUGUUAUAGACUAGGACCAGUGCAAAAUGUCAGAACUUUUAAUAUAAUACAGUGGUCUAUGCAGAUUAUUGCAGCAUUGUUAAUUUACCUGAGUUCUGAAUAUCGAGAAGUGUCUACAGCUAUAAUCCUGAUUCUAAUAACAGUACGUGUUAUUCCAACUGGAUGGAUUACUAGAUUUCAACGUAUAUGGUAUCGUUUAUUUCCUCCCAAAGUAAAGCUUCUUACAGAGUUAGAAUUUAUUGAGCAGGGCCAUGUUGAAACUAAAAAAGCAUUAGAAAAUCUUAGGAAAUACUGCAGUAGUCCAGAUUGUAAUGUUUGGAAAACAGUUACAAGAUUAAAAGAUCCGAUCAGAUUUGCCGAGUUUAUUGAAACAGGCAGUCACUAUACUGAUCAAGAGUUGCUGCAAUAUAAUUCUGAAGAUUUUGAUGAAAAUGAUGAUGAAGAAAGUGAUACAGAGCCUUUAGAAAGCAGCUAUAUGGGAAAUCAAAGAAAUGGCUAUUUCAGCUACAGAUGAUAAAGAUUGUAAUUUAGCAUUCUUUAUUUUAUUUGGUCAUUGUAAAUAAUCAAAUUCUUCAUGGAACAUUUAUCAUUAAUUUUUUCAUUCUAGAGUUGUCAUAAUCAUCAAUUAAUUCACAAUUCAGCUAUCAUAUAUUGAAACAAUUGAGAGAAUCCUAGAUUUAAUUUGUUGAAAAAAUCCUUAAUAACAAUAUUUAUUAUAAAAUAUAAAGUUAGUAUAAAAAAUAUGAUUUCAAAAUGUUGCAUGUUAUGCUUAGUAAAAAAUGUUCUGGUCAUUGAUAAUGUAAAACAGUGUCUUGUGAUACUAUACUAGAAAUUAGAGAAAUGAAAAUAUUGCAUGUUAAUUUUUUUCUGUUUAACAAAAUUGCAGACAUUAGUAAAAAAAAUGGGUAUCUAACAUUUUAUUAUUUUAGCUUCUAUGAACAAAUAUGGAGUGGAAGAGUAUUUUUAAUAUUUAUUUGAUUUAUUGGAAACAACUGUUCAAUAGUUUUUAAUUAUCAGUAUAUUGAAUUUGCUAAUAAUUUGUAAAAUGAUCUAUUUUUGCAUGACAUAUCCUACAAUCAUCAUUGAAUUUCAAAUAUCAUUUUUUCUUUUGAGCUAGAAAAUUUCAUGGAGUUGUGAAAAG
This is a messenger RNA of Argiope bruennichi, 1917 nucleotides long. It is a transcript of the gene Nemp, whose product is annotated as nuclear envelope integral membrane protein 1-like. Lineage: Eukaryota; Metazoa; Arthropoda; Arachnida; Araneae; Araneidae. The transcript is spliced from 9 exons. Bases 7 to 1290 code for a protein of 427 amino acids. The record is from RefSeq and is a predicted model, not a curated record. Gene Ontology annotation, cellular component: nuclear envelope.